AUGUUUGACCAUAGUGUCCUUGCCACAGGCCCUGCUGCGCUCAACCGCAAUGCGUCCUACAAUCCUAGCAAUAUUAAGUCGGCAAAGCCAUUGAAGGUUGAAGCGAAGUUUGAGACUGCCGCUGCCUGCUCCGGCCCAGUAACCAGCAAUCCUACUAGUUUUUGGAUGGACCAACAAGAUCACACUGGAAAUGCUCGCGGCUAUGCUCCAUUCUUGCGCGAGCGCCAGGAAUUGAUUGAACAGGGCGAUUUCUACACGUAUAAAACAUACCGCAAUGUCCAGAGCUACGGUGCCAAGGGUGACGGCACGGGGGACCAGACAGCAGCUAUUCAGAAUGCUCUCAACGAUGACAGUCGGGGUGGAAACAGGUACCAGGGCCCGCUUGCUGCGCAGCCGGCGCACGUAUUCAUCCCCAGUGGGACGUACCAAUUGAGUUCGAAACUUGAUCUGAGGAAGGGCACUAUCAUCAUGGGUGAUCCGAACAAUCCUCCGGUGCUGAAGGCUGCGCCCGGUUUCUCAGGAGAUGUACUUGUGGAUGGCUAUGAUGCUGCUAGCGCAGCCGAGACAUCAUUUAUGACCCAGUUGCGGAAUGUUAUCAUUGAGUAG
This is a messenger RNA of Didymosphaeria variabile, 606 nucleotides long. RefSeq lists its product as uncharacterized. The transcript is spliced from 2 exons. The record is from RefSeq and is a predicted model, not a curated record. NCBI's taxonomy places the organism in Eukaryota, Fungi, Ascomycota, Dothideomycetes, Pleosporales, Didymosphaeriaceae. The coding region runs from base 1 to 606 and encodes 201 amino acids. Gene Ontology annotation, molecular function: polygalacturonase activity.